This is a messenger RNA of Etheostoma spectabile (orangethroat darter), 1624 nucleotides long. RefSeq lists its product as uncharacterized. Bases 1 to 657 code for a protein of 218 amino acids. The record is from RefSeq and is a predicted model, not a curated record. The transcript is spliced from 3 exons. Lineage: Eukaryota; Metazoa; Chordata; Actinopteri; Perciformes; Percidae.
AUGGAUCAGAAGUUCAACAGUCUGAUGGCAGUGGGGAAAAAGCUGUUGCAGAACCUGGUGGACCUGCAGCGGAUGCUGCGGAACCUCUUUCCAGAGGGCAGUCCAACUGGCAGUCCAACUGCAAAGAAUUUUUUUGUCCAUGCACAAACUGUGUACAGCAGUGUGGACCGGAGAGGUAGACACGUGUUCACCUCUGUGAUAGACUUCCAGUUGAAGCGUCGUGGCACAACAGGGAGUCUGAGGAUGAGUCCUUACAUCUGCUUGCUCCUCUGCUGGCUGGCUCUUCCUCUACAAGCUCUGGAGAUACUGGACCCCGAGGAGGUGGAGUACAUUCGCUCCCACGCUACAGCGACGGUGGGAGGCUCAGUCACCUUGGACUGUGGUUCCACCCUGCCCUCCAUCUUCAUCUGGGGCUUCACCAAACCGGGGACUGAUAGCAACGUAGCAGUGGCCUACAACUACGGACAAGGCCCCAAGCUCCAGGCUCCGUCCAGCAGCCUGGGCCGCAUGCAGGUGCCCGCCAACGCCUCGGCUCUGGUCAUAGAGGAGCUCCACAGGGACGCGGAGGGCAUGUACACCUGCCAGGCGCUGUACGACACGGACGAAGGGACCAGGAUAACUUUCUACUUCACCCGGCUGGACGUGGAGGACGACUGAUGACGACUCUCUGGUGUCUUUUGUUUAAGUCUCAUCCCUUUCGAGUGUGCUGUGUUAAUGUGUACUUUUAACAUAUAUGAACACCGUGUGCAUCUUCAAAAAAUCUGCUUAAAAGUGUCAAAUUCCUAAAAACAAAUUCUCAAACUUACCUUUAGUGGUACCGAGCCACGCGUAGUUUUUGUGGCCAGGAUGAGGUAAAGGGAAGUAAAGGAAAUUUCACCAAUAAAACGUACAUUUAAAGGAAAACUACACCAAAAUCUACACAUUUUAUGUAUACAUCUACAAGGAAGUACUACUCAACUAAAACUGUUGUCUUGUACCACCCUGGAGAAGACUUAAUGUCUGUAUUGCCGUGGGGUUUGAAAGAUGGUGGUGUUUACCAAGCACCACAACAACAAAAAAACUAAUAAGUUGCAUUAUGGGAAGUGUAAGAUCCAGCAUUUUGGUAGUUUGACCUAUUGGCUACAAGGUACUACAGGCCAAGAUAUCUCAGCCUGUAUUGCUUAUGACCAUUCAUUCUCCCUUUAAUCUGUUUCUUGUGAGUACCCCGACUGCAUCGGGAGUUUUUUCUUCUGGAAAGACACUUUUUUGGGUCAUUUUGUCAAUUUUGUAGGCAUCACAAUUAAAAUUCCACGUACCCUCCAUUGUAUUAGGGCAGAGGCCAAAAUCUCAGGAAGAGAAAACUCAAAACCUGAGCAAAUAAACCCCAAAAUUACUAAACACAACAAAAGUUAAGUGAAAAAAUGUGUUUUGUUUUAUCAUUUGGGUGAACAGACUUUUUAGCACCAGUCUGGACUGUAACACACACUGAGCCCCUUUGAUCAGUGGAAGACUGUGUUAUUGUCUCCUGCAGUCUUGGUAGCCGUAUAAAGUGAAGCGUGACACCGUGUAGACCUGAGGUUGUGGUUUCCAUUUCAAAUACCUAGCCGGCGUUGUGUUGUGUUAAUCAUUAAAACCAAAAGCAGGU